Closterium sp. Naga37s-1 is the source of this 1089-nucleotide messenger RNA. The record is from the annotation of a GenBank genome assembly. NCBI's taxonomy places the organism in Eukaryota, Viridiplantae, Streptophyta, Zygnematophyceae, Desmidiales, Closteriaceae.
AUGGGAUUGAAUGAAGAACACUCUACUACAGUAGCCAAAAUUGUGGCGGAGGAGCUGGGCGAGGAGAUGGAGGCGUGGCUGGCGGCCUCGGGAGUGUCGCCUGACGCCACCGUGCGCGCCGUGAUUGCACCCCAUGCAGGCUUUCGUUACUCAGGCCGAUGUGCGGCCUAUGCCUUCGCGCACAUGCAUGCACCAUCCAUUCGUCGCAUCUUCCUGCUGGGCCCAUCUCACCACCACUACACACGCAAGUGUGUGCUGCCUCGAUCCACCUCCUUCCACACACCUCUCGGCGCCCUACCUAUUGACAUGCAAGUGGUGGAGGAACUGAAGGCGACGGGCGAGUUUGAGGAGAUGGGGCGGCAUGUGGACGAGGCAGAGCACUCCCUUGAGAUGCACGCUCCCUUCCUCGCCCACAUGUGCAAAGAUCACAAUGUGUCGCUGGUGCCAAUAAUGGUGGGAUCGCUGGAUGCAGCAGCAGAGGCCCGAUACGGCAGCAUUUUGUCCCGAUACUUCUCAGAUUCUUCCAACUUCUUCUCGAUCUCGUCUGACUUCUGCCACUGGGGCUCCAGGUUCCGCUUCACGCCAUACGACAAGGCGCACGGCCCCAUCCACAAGGCCAUAGAGGCCAUGGACCGCGAGGGCAUGGCGGCCAUUGAGGGGGGAGGGGCCAAGGCGUUUCGUGACUAUAUCGAGCGCACGGGGAACACUGUGUGUGGGAGGCACCCCAUUGGUGUGCUGCUGCAGGUGUGGAGGGAGAGGGGUUGGAUGGGGUGGAAGGUUGCUGGGCUGGAUGGAAGGGUGGAAGGAGGUGGAUUGGGCUGGGUCGACGGAUGUUGGGCUGGGUCGAGGGGUGUUGGGCUGGGUCGAGGGGUUCUCCCGGUGUUUUCCCCUUCCACUACUCAUUCUCCCUUCUCCGCACCACACUCCCCCCUCCGCUCCCCUUCACCCCCACAGAUGGCGGAGCUAUGUCCCUCGCCCCCAUCCAUCCGCUUUGUGCAGUACGAGCAGUCCAGCCACUGCCACUCCAUGCGCGACUCUAGCGUCAGCUACGCCUCGGCUGUGCUCACACUCACCCCGCCCUCCACCUAG